UUCUUUUCUACUGUUCGCAGAUUGAUGGUGGUUCAAUAGAUCCUCCAAUGACUUGAAUGAGAGUGUUACCGAGAACCUUCACUGAAUUCUCUUGCGUACAAAUUACACUUUACAUUACUCUCGGUUAUUGUACGUUACUUGGUUGAAUCAUCGAUACCGCCGUGAUCGUGUCGGCGCAAUUCUACCAUGUCUGAUUCCUCGGCGUCCGAAUCGCCCAAUGUGACGUAUUAUUGCCAUGCUUGCGAACGAAAUAUUACCCCGAAUUUAUCGGACUACACGUGUCCGCGAUGUAAUUCGGGCUUCAUUGAGCGGAUCGAGCGACCAACGAAUCCGUUUCUGGGAACGUCGAUUUUCGAAUUGUCGGAGGAGCCGAGUACGGCGGACAAUGUGGGGCCUUCGGUGAUGCGGAUCAUACAGGAUAUGGUUGCGAUGGAGCACGCAUUGUUCAAUAUGCCGAGUGGAACUUUCGGAGACUAUGCCUUCGGGCCCCAAGGCCUGGACAAUGUGAUAACUCAGCUAUUGAAUCAAUUGGAGGGACAAGGGGGGACACCGCCGUUGACCCCAGAUCAGAUACAGGCUCUACCCCAGUUGAAAGUUACUGCUGAGAUGCGGGAGAAAAGCCCGCAAUGUUCCGUAUGCAUGGAAGAUUUCCAGACCGAAGAGAUUGUUCGUAAGCUCACCUGUGAUCAUUUCUUUCACGACACCUGCAUCGUUCCUUGGUUGGAAAGACAUGCGACGUGUCCAGUAUGCCGCAAAGAGCUUGGUUCUGGCCAGCCUCGGAAUCCGCAGCGGUUACUGAUCCGAACGAGAUCAGAAGAACCAACCCAUGGUUCUGCACCGCCGCCACCUAUCGAUCCUGUCGGCUCUAGACCUCAGCCAACGCAACCGCAGCAGCCGCCACCGCCACCUCCGCCGCCGAAUGCGGCAACGGGGGAAGCACCGAGUCCCAGAACCCCCGAGAUUGUUCCUGGGAAACGCGCUCAUUCGACGGUUACGGGACCAGAGCUAAUUCUUAACAAAGCUAGUGCGGUCAGUCCACAAAAACUUGUUGAAUCUGAUCUCUCAUGUUUGGCGGACGCCAUCAAAGGCGAAAUUUUGGAGCAUUUGGAGGCAGACGAGGUGAAAGCGCUUUCGACCUAUCAUUUUGAUGGAAAAGGGAAAGCGAUUCGUCCACUGAUCGUUCUUCUUACCGCACGAUGCAUUAAUCAUCAUAUGGGUAACGAGGAAUUAUCGCAGCAUCAACGCUAUGUUGCCAUGAUCGCUGAGAUGAUCCAUACGGCAUCACUGAUCCAUGAUGACGUGAUCGACGAAAGUGAUAUCCGUCGCGGACGACCUACUCUUAGCAGUUUAUGUGGGCAGAAAAAGGCGAUUUUGAUCGGAGAUUGCGUUCUGGCGAUAUCAUCGUUGUUGUUGGCUCGGAUAGGUCACGCCGACGUGUACCGAAUAAUUUCUCAAAUUUUGACCGACCUGGUACAAGGGGAGUUCAUGCAAAUGGAAAAUCCUGCGAAGAGAGUCACACAGUCUGACAGGUUUGCGCACUACCUGGAGAAAAGUUUCAAGAAAACGGCAAGUUUGAUGGCCCGUCCAUGUGAAGCUGUUGGUGUUCUGGCACGUUUACCCCCGAAACUUCAAGAAACAGUGUUUCUCUUCGGCCGUAACCUGGGAAUGGCCUUCCAGCUGGUUGAUGAUCUGUUAGACUUCGAAUGCGACUCCCAACAACUUGGGAAACCCGCUAUGAAUGACCUGAGGUCAGGCAUCGCAACAGGACCAGUUCUUUUGGCUGCUGAAAGUCACCCUGAGCUGUAUGAAAUGAUCGGCCGAAGGUUUAAUCGCGAUGGGGACGUGGAAAAAGCGUAUCACCUGGUCGUCGACGAAUCGGAUGCAAUUUUGAGAGCUCGUAAUUUGGCAGAAUCCUACGGAGCGUCUGCACUUCGGUACUUGCACUUAUUCAAGGACAGCGAGUAUCGACGUGGACUGGAAGCCGUGAUAGAUCAAAUUCUCACUCGCAGAAAAUGA
This is a messenger RNA of Notodromas monacha, 2016 nucleotides long. NCBI's taxonomy places the organism in Eukaryota, Metazoa, Arthropoda, Ostracoda, Podocopida, Cyprididae. The record is from the annotation of a GenBank genome assembly.